Messenger RNA from Musa acuminata subsp. malaccensis (wild Malaysian banana), 1804 nucleotides. Its product is annotated as protein REPRESSOR OF VERNALIZATION 1. Lineage: Eukaryota; Viridiplantae; Streptophyta; Magnoliopsida; Zingiberales; Musaceae. Gene Ontology annotation, molecular function: chromatin binding. The record is from RefSeq and is a predicted model, not a curated record. Gene Ontology annotation, biological process: DNA-templated transcription.
UUUGGGCCUUUUCCCUUUAAUCGUCCCUUUCCCCACAUCGCCGGUUCCCCGCCCAAAGCUCACGUUUCCCGUUCAGUAGCGGUCAUCGGAAUGGGGAAGCGCCGGGUCGCGCAGGUCUCAGACGACGACGAGGAAGAGCCACGGCGCCGAGAAGAUGCGGACCGGGACGGCGACCGGAAGAGCAAGAGGAAGAAGAAGCUUCGAGUGGACGAGGAAGACGAGGAAGAGGGCCAGAGCAGCAGCCAGUCAAAGAAGGGCGGCGUCGGCGGCCGUAGCAGCAGAGGGGGCAAAGGCCGCGUCGAAGAAAGGGAGGACGAGGAAGAGGAGGAGGAGGCGGCGGCGGUGGAGGUCCAGGAGGAUGCGAAGCCGAUUGGGGACGUGGUUAGGGUUUCCGGGAAGGGGCGUAGGAAGAAGACGCAUUACUCCUCUUUUGAGUACGAUGGCAACGUCUUCGAGCUCGAGGAUCCUGUUUUGCUAACACCCGAAGAUAACAAGACAAAGCCUUAUGUCGCCAUCAUCAAGGACAUUACACAAGAUGUAGAUGGUAAUGUGUGGGUUACGGGGCAAUGGUUUUACCGUCCUGAAGAAGCGGAGAAAAAGGGAGGUGGAAACUGGGAAGCACGGGAUACCAGACAACUCUUUUACAGUUUCCACCUUGAUGAAGUGCCGGCUGAAUCAGUGAUGCACAAGUGUGUUGUCCAUUUUGUUCCCUUAAGCAAGAAGCUGCCACUUCGUCAACAGUUUCCAGGUUUUAUUGUGCAAAAUGUUUAUGACACUGUUGAGAAAAAGCUUUGGAAGUUAACUGACAAAGAUUACGAGGACACAAAACAACAUGAGAUAGAUCUUCUUGUUCAGAAGACACGAGAACGUUUAGGAGAACUCCAAGAUAUUGAAUCUGAAGAAGUGCCUCCUGAUAAUUCUGAUCAGUCGGCAAAUAGACGGUGUCUCAGAAGGAAGGGUGUGAACCCUAUUGAUGUCUCAAAAUCUGAUGAUGCAACAAAAAUUGAACAUCAGAUGAAAGCAGAGACACCAGGAAGUUGUACAAGUUAUGAUUCAGAGUACAAAACCAUUUUAGCAAAAUUCAAAGCAUUGACCGGUGAUUCAUAUCGUGAUAGGUGGUUGGACAAACUUUUACAAGGAAUCAAAGUAGCAUGUGUCUCAAAAGAUUCUGUGUCGUCUGAUGAUAAGAAAAUGGAAGCUUCUGUUAAUUUGGAUAAAAACAUGAAUGGUAACAAUGAAACAGGAACUUCUACAGAACCCAAAGAAAACAUCCCUGAUGCUGGUGAAAGCAUUUGUUGGCCAGAUGCAGCUGUCCAGGCUAUAACUGCUCUUGAGAGAGCUACGCACGAGACCCUUGGUUCGGAUUUCCAGAAAUAUAAUCAGAAAAUGAGACAGUUAGAUUUCAAUCUGAAGAAUGGUGCUGUAUUAGCUAGACGUUUGCUGAAUAAAGAGUUGGACCCUGUGACGGUUUUAUCCAUGUCUCCCAAUGAGCUAAAGGAUGGUUUGACUGCACAAGAAAAAGCACCAAAAGAACCUGAAGAGUCAAAACAGCUGCAGAUGACUGAUGCACGAUGUUCAAGAUGCACUGAGAAGAAAGUAGGUGUUGCAGACAUUAUUCAAGCUGGUGGUCACGGGGAUCGAUAUCAGCUGGAGUGUAUUGCCUGUGGGUAUACGUGGUAUGCAUCUCGAGAUGCCAUCUCAUCACUCACCAUUGAUGCUCCAAGUGUAGCUGGAAAUGUGGGUGCUGCCCCUUGGGCCACUGCCAAAUUCGAUGCUGUCGAGAAGUCAUUGGUGAGCCCCCGGG